Messenger RNA from Aureobasidium pullulans EXF-150, 1323 nucleotides. RefSeq names its product MFS general substrate transporter. The coding region runs from base 1 to 1323 and encodes 440 amino acids. Lineage: Eukaryota; Fungi; Ascomycota; Dothideomycetes; Dothideales; Saccotheciaceae. Gene Ontology annotation, molecular function: transmembrane transporter activity. The record is from RefSeq and is a predicted model, not a curated record. The transcript has a single exon. Gene Ontology annotation, cellular component: membrane. Gene Ontology annotation, biological process: transmembrane transport.
AUGUACUUUUUCAACUCGGUCGAUCGAAGCAAUCUGGGAAACGCCAAAACUGAUCACAUCGACGUUGAUCUGCACUUCACAGGAAACCAGUAUUCAUUGCUUCUGUUACUGUUCUACAUUCCGAAUGGCUUGUGCGAUCUACCUCUCAAUAUGCUCACGAAGCGCUUCUCUGGACGUGUCAUGUUACCAACUUUGAUGCUCGGAUGGGGCGCGAUGGCACUCACACAAUGUGCUGCGAAGAAUUUUGGCGGCCUUCUGGCCCUACGAUUAAUUUUGGCAGUCUUUGAAGCCGGAUUCUUCGCUGGUACCGUAUUCUACCUCUCGCUAUUCUAUGCUAGAGGCGAGCUGGGCUUUCGAAUCGCCAUUUUCUUCGGCUCUGCUCUGCUCGCCUCAGCCUUUUCCGGCUUGAUAUCUUAUGGCGUAUUCCAAGUCCACAGCAGCCAUGUGCAAGGAUGGCAACUUCUGUUCAUUAUUGAAGGAAGCUUAACCUGCAUCGUAGCAAUCGCCGGCUUCUUCUGGCUUCCAGGUACUCCGGAAUCUGCUUGGUUCCUCAACGACUCGGAGAAGCUUGCGGCUAGAAUGCGUAUGCUCCGUGAUGGCUCUUCUGAGGUUGGUACGAAGUUCCGUCUCAAAGACUGUUUCCGGACUUGGCGGAACUGGAAAUUUAUUCUUUGGUGCAUCAUCUCCUUCACAUAUUCGGUGGCUUUCACCACUACCGCUACUUUUCUGCCGCAAAUCGUGGCUCGUCUUGGUUUCUCUGCUGUCAAAACCAAUCUGUGGACUGUCGCACCGAACAGUGUCGGCUUCGUGGUCUUGCUGUGCGUCACCAAAUCAUCAGACUACUUUCGUGAGAGAAGCUUGCACAUUGUACUCGCUCUCUGCAUCUCACUCACGGGCCUUAUCAUUCUGGCCGCCAUCGAUGUCGUUGACAACAAAGCGGUAGCAUACUUUGCAUGCUUCCUACUCUGCUCUGGUGCCUAUAUCCCAUCGUGUCUGGUACACUCAUGGCACAACAAUAACAACGUCAAUGAAAGCUCCCGGGCGGCUACGACAGGUCUGCUGGUCGGUCUUGGGAAUCUGUCAGGUAUCUUGAGUACCGCAACUUUCAGGACAGAGUACGCACCUGCAUAUAGACCGACGCUAAUCACUACGAGCGCUUGUAACAUCACAUGCAUCAUCUGUACUCUCUGGCUUGGUGUAUGGAUGAAGAUAGAGAAUAGUCGCAGGAACAAGAUACAGGGGCAACAAGGCGGCGUUCAGCAGGUUGACACGAGUGACAAUGUUCAUGGAGAAGAUGACCCUAGUUGGAGGUAUUUCACAUGA